This is a messenger RNA of Periconia digitata, 1573 nucleotides long. Lineage: Eukaryota; Fungi; Ascomycota; Dothideomycetes; Pleosporales; Periconiaceae. The record is from the annotation of a GenBank genome assembly.
UUCGGAUCAUAAAACUCGGCUUCUUCCUCCCAAAUCUCGUACCGAACAUUUGGAUCGCGAACGAGCCAUCACCAUGCGUCACCUGUGCUUUAUCCUACUCGCCGCAACCCUCUCGGAGGUGUCACAUGCCCAGAAUGAGACCGGAUCGAACUGCUGCGCGGAUCUUGCUCUCAGUUCGGUAUCCCUGAGGGUCAGCUACCCCGGAGAAGCAGCCUACGAAGCUAGCCUGGCAUCCUAUUUCGAUGGGAAGAGCAGAUUGUCGCCCAGCUGCAUUGUGCAACCGCAGUUUGCCGAAGAAGUGUCGGGCAUCGUGAAAGUUAUCACGGCCGCAAGCUCUUCAAAGCCGUGCCAAUUCGCUGUUCGAUCUGGUGGCCAUACCCCGAUUCCUGGCGCCAACAAUGUAAACGAUGGAAUCACCAUCGACCUUCUCUAUAUGAACGGGACCACCUACAAUGCUGACACUGGACUUGCAAGCAUUUCACCAGCCGCUCGUUGGGGCUCCGUCUACCAGGCUCUUGAGCCACUGGGUCGGAUGGUAGCUGGAGGCCGUGGGUCGACUGUUGGCGUGGGAGGCUUCCUUCUCGGUGGUGGCAUCUCACACUACGCUCCCCGAGUCGGUCUAUCCUGCGACAACGUCGCAAAUUUUCAAGUCGUACUUGCAAAUGGUAGCAUCGUGUACGCUAACAAGAACACAGACCCUGAUCUGUUCACUGCACUCAAGGGUGGCAGCAGCAAUUUCGGCAUCGUGACCAGAUAUGAUAUGGAGACCUUUGAGAGUGAAGAUCUAUGGGGAGGGAUCGUCACAUACCCGGCUUCCACUGUGGACCAGCAUUUCAAGGCACUCGUCAAUUUUGGUCUCGACCCGAACCGGGAUCCCAAUGCUGCGCUGAUCGUUUUCCAAGGCUACUCGACUGCCAGCCCUACUGAUGUUGUGCGCGCGGCGUUCGAUUACACCAAGCCUGUUGUGCGUCCGGACGCGUACAAAGAGUUCUUCGCUGUUACCAACAAUAUCUCUGAUACUACAAAGAUCCAACCCAUGAGCGCAAUCUCGGCCGAGUUCGGCAGCGAUACUACCAAGAGGGUCCAGUUCCGCACCGUCUCGUUCAAAAUCGACCUCGCUACCCUGCAAGAGACAGCCCGCCUCUACAAACUAGUCAUCACAGAGCUCCAAGCAAAAGCAUCCGGCCAAUGGCGCGUGUCCUGCCUACACCAAGUAUGGUCCACCAGCUACACGGCAGACAGCGAGGCCAAAGGCGGUAACGUGCUUGGCAUGGAGCGGUAUACCGAGAAUUUUAUUAUGUACCAAUCUUAUCUCUCGUGGUCUGAAGCCAAGGACGAUGAAUUGUUCAUCGAUCUAGGUAUCAUGCUGACUGAUGGAAUACAAAAGUUUGCCGCGAGCGCGGGUACCGACGUGAAGUAUCUGUAUCUCAACUAUGCGGACAAAGACCAAGAUCCCCUCACGUCGUAUGGAGCGGAUAAAGUGGAUUUCAUGAAGGCUGUGGCGGCGGAAUAUGACCCUUCUGGAGUCUACCAAAAUUUGCUACCUGGAGGUUUCAAGAUUUCGAAGGCAUAG